Messenger RNA from Triplophysa rosa, 570 nucleotides. Its product is annotated as zinc finger BED domain-containing protein 6-like. The transcript has 3 exons. The record is from RefSeq and is a predicted model, not a curated record. Lineage: Eukaryota; Metazoa; Chordata; Actinopteri; Cypriniformes; Nemacheilidae. Gene Ontology annotation, molecular function: protein dimerization activity. The coding region runs from base 1 to 570 and encodes 189 amino acids.
AUGCUGAAGCACCUUGCAUCCAGACAGUGCGCUUCAAUUACACAUCCAAUUGCCAGUAACUUAGUCAACAAUAUCCACACCAACCUUCAAGAGAAAUUUGCUGGCCUGGAGAAAGUAACAUCUUUGACACUAGCAACAUUAUUGGAUCCACGAUUCAAAGAGGUGGGCUUCUGUAGCAUGACAAAUUGUCAGGCAGCAGUGGAAAGACUCACAAGAGAAUGUGCCAGUGUAAUACCUGCACCAGCCCAGCCACUGCCACCUGCAGAGGGUCCAUCUCAUAUCCAAAGCAACAGCCUCUGGGACCACCUGGACAGCCAUGUGGAUGCACAACGUGUAUCAAAUUGUACCGCCAGUGCAAUUGCAGAGGUCCAGAGAUAUUUGAAGGACAAGCUGCUUCCCAGGAUGGAGGACCCAUUAAAAUAUUGGCUCCUCCACAAGGCAGCUUACCCGUACCUUUAUAGAGUGGCUCUACAGUACCUCUCCACACCAGCAUCCUCAGUCCCCUUGAUUCUCAGACUGAAGAAACAGCUGGCAUUGCUUUGUGUUAAAACUGGAAUCAACCAGAUGUGA